Molecule: messenger RNA, 444 nt
Organism: Colletotrichum navitas
Lineage: Eukaryota; Fungi; Ascomycota; Sordariomycetes; Glomerellales; Glomerellaceae
Exons: 2
Source: RefSeq, a predicted model, not a curated record
ACCGAUAACCUGUCGGAUAUAACAUUGCUUUUUGCGCUGAUCUGGAACAAGACAAGCAAGACCGCAGCCCAAGACCUCAGGACCCAACUGCGCAGAAUCGAUUCCACGCUCCGAACCGGCGCCUCCGACGUCGUCAAGGCCGAAGCGGCCACGGGCCUGCGGGGCAUUCUUCAGCGGUCCAGCGAUAGCGACGUCUUCGGCCACCCGAUCGCGGUCAAGGGCGAGUCCGUGUUCGAGACGCGAGACUGCCCGGAUAAACAACUGCGACGGUUGGAUCUCGCCAUCCACUUCCCCGGUCUCAUUCUGGCAUGGCGCAACGUGGACAACAACAACACCUCAAUUCCAACGCGCGCUACAGAACUGUCGAAGGUGAUCAGAAAGGGCCAUAGGGAAUUGCUACCCUGUACCUACUUGCACAAGGACAUUGUCCCGCCAGCAAUCUAG